AUGAAUUUGAACAACCUUUUGAUUCCUCCUCAUCAUAAUAAUGCUGCACAAUUACUUGCGGCUCAAGUAAGAAACGGUAGAAUUCGAAUAUUAACGGGAAUGGAUUUAUUGAAACAAAACAUAAAAUACGAAGCAAAUCGAUUACAUGUGUAUGGUCGAUAUAUAAUUGAUCUAGCAACAAAUCGUAUAUGGCAUCAUCAUUUAUCAACUUUUCAAAGACAACAAUUUAUAACUUUAGCAAAUAGCUUAAACGGUAUAAACCGAAGACGAGCAUCGCAACUUCGCAUGACAAAUAACGUUGACACUCUUAACAGAAUCUCUCAGAUAACUCUACCGCAAGCGAUAACUAGCACAUUUGAAAACAACUUUUUCAACGGAAUUAAUUUUCCCUAA
Funneliformis mosseae is the source of this 393-nucleotide messenger RNA. The record is from the annotation of a GenBank genome assembly. NCBI's taxonomy places the organism in Eukaryota, Fungi, Glomeromycota, Glomeromycetes, Glomerales, Glomeraceae.